Cherax quadricarinatus is the source of this 1168-nucleotide messenger RNA. The record is from RefSeq and is a predicted model, not a curated record. NCBI's taxonomy places the organism in Eukaryota, Metazoa, Arthropoda, Malacostraca, Decapoda, Parastacidae.
UACCUUAAACAUUCGAUAAAGAAACCUAGGGAAAUGGUAAAUUAAGGAGAAUAACUUAAAAAAAGAGACGAACGGUAAGGGGAGAGAGAAUGAUUGGAGGAAGACACGACUGAGAGGUUGCAUACACUAACAAGCUCCCGUUAACAGGAUGAUCGCCUCGUUGGCUCCAGAGAUUCUCUUACCCUCAGUACCACCUUCACCACUCACCUGCAGUGUCACUACCACCUUCACCACUCACCUACAGUGUCACUACCACCUUCACCACUCACCUGCAGUACCACUACCAGCAUAACACCAGUAGAUUGACGUCAGGAUGCCACCCAAGGAUCCCGAGGUGGAGAAGCUGAAGAAGGAGCUGCAGGAUGCUAUCGCUAAGGUCCAGGAGGACCAAAAGAGCAAAGCAGACAAGACGCUGGCUGACGGAUGCUCGGGCGUAGCUGAGGUGCCUAAGAUCAGAGCAACUUGCAAGAGAAUGUGCAAAGGACACUUGAAUAAAGUGAAUAGUGUUCACUUCUCAGGUGACAAUAGGCACCUGGUGUCGGGUUCACUGGAUGGGAAACUUAUCAUCUGGGACAUCUAUACAGGCAACAAGACUCAGAUCAUCCCUCUCCUGUCGGCCUGGGUCAUGUCUGUGGCCUUCUCUCCCUCAGGCAACUUUGUGGCUAGCGGGGGCAUGGAUAACCAGUGCACCGUGCACGACAUCAACAACAGGGACUCAACGGGAGUGGCCAAGAUCUCACGUGAGCUGCUGGGCUACGAGGGCUUCCUGUCGUCCAUGCGGUUCCUCGACGACACCAACCUCAUCACCGGCUCUGGUGACAUGAAGGUGAUUCACUGGGAUCUGAAGACGGGCAAGAAAGUGAAUGAAUUUUUCGGUCACAGCGGAGACGUAGCCACCAUGAGUCUGGCGCCGGACCAGAGCUGCUUCGCCACGGGUUCUGUAGACCGAACCAUCAAGGUCUGGGACCUGCGGGACACCAAGACCUGCAAGCAGACCUUCUGGGGACACACCUCUGACGUCAACUCUGUCUGCGUAAGUCCGAGGGGCAAGAACUCUGCUUUAUACCGUCUGUUCAUAAUUUCACAAACGUUUCAGGCUAGGUUGUGUUUGAGUGUACAAACAUACACACGCACACACACACAUUGCGACUAGCCGGGAAUUGAUCCC